CAUCGUUGUGCUAUUGAACAAUUACAUUAAUAAAAAAAAAGUCUAAUAAAUCAAGUGUUAAGAAAAUGGUACACAAAACGAUCUUAAAUUUGAACCAUUUUUGUUAUUAUGAGUUAUUUAACCAAAUGAAAAUCAGCUGUGAAACAUCAAGUACAGCCCGUACACUCGCAGAAAUAAAAUACAAAGAUUUAAUUAAUUUCUUAGCUUGCCGCAGACAGUUUCGAGAUCUGUUCUAUGAGUGGGAUAAGGAUUUUUAUAAAAGUUUAUUUUUACUUUAUCUGAGCUCUACAAGUUACAUAAAUAUCGACUUUGCCGAAAUGUACACACGUCUACAAAAUAUCCCCGCAAAGGAAAAGGAUGGCUAUUGGAAAUCCGUUAGUUUUGCUAUUGAAGAGAAUGAAAACCUGACCAGUGUCGAGUUGCGAUAUACACCACAGAAUUAUAAUUGUGAACACAUUGAGGUGUUUCAACUCGUAAUGAAUCAGCUGAAGAGGAAAAAACGUUUAAACGUAUUGAAAAUGCAUAUUUCUGGUUACACCGUUGAAGACCUUACGGGAUUUGGGAAUCUCAAAAAGCUAUUCCUGGAUGCUCGAGUAAAUUUGGAUGAGUUGAGCAGAUGCUGCAGCAAUAACCCCAACUUGUGGGAUCUUACAGUCCUUAAUGGCGAAUCGGCGGGACGUCGUUUGGCCGAGAUCACACCGCAUUGCAGCCAAGUUAGCAGGUUUAAAUUCAAUAUGAAUACGGAUGGUGAUGCCACAAAAUACGCUCCAUUGGCCAAAAUGACCAGCCUCGAAGAGUUGAAUAUUAGUGGAGUUCAUAUGCAGGGAACGUUGCAGACACUUUUUAGAGCAUUCUCCAGGAAGACUACCAAGCUUCUCAGAAAAUUAUCCAUAGAGGAUGCUCUCAUAGACUUAGAGGAGACCAAGGCCUUGUCUCAGAUUAGAUCGUUAAACGAACUAAGGUGUGGAUUUCUGGAUUCUCAAGAUAUUGAACAUACGUCUUACCUGAACUUAAAACCCUUUUCCCAACUGAUUUACCUGAACGUUCUAGAGGUACUUUCAAAACACGAUAUCAGAAGUAUCUCAGAGCAAAUUUUCAGCAUAUUAAAGCUGUCUCAAGGAAAGAUGAAAAUACUUUUGACAGACUGUUUAAUAAAUUGGGAUCCCAAGGGUAAUCUGCAACUUUUUCUCAAUAACGUGAAUGCCUCUGAUUAUGGAGCCCUGCUCAUGUUGCCAAAAUUAAAAAACCUUGAAAUAAACGGCUCUCAUAAUCCAGGUUCUCUUGUAGAACUUUUCAAAAAGUUCGCGUUGUGUCAGUCGUCGAUUUUAAUAAUAAAAGCGAUUAACCCAUUUGGUUGGGCUUAUGAAACCCUACGUGAUAGAGGCUGGCAGUUCAGACCUCCAAUGGUUCCAGUGAUUAACGCCCAAGAAACUAGAGCCCUGUCGACUUGUAGGAAAUUGAAAAAGUUAGUCUGUGGAUUCUCCGAUACCGAGAACAUAGAUCUUCUACAUAAUCUUUUAGAACUCGAAGAUCUAACCAUUACCAGUAAGCCAUCGAAAGGAUCACUACAGAAUCUUUUUUCCGCCCUGGCUUCAAGGGUACCCUUUUCAACCCUUCAAUAUUUUCGGCUUUUCGAAGGAGCGAUCAAUACUCAGGAGGCUAGGGAGCUGACCCAAAUAAGAUCUUUGGUGCAGUUGCAGUGCGGCUUUGAAAACGCUCAGGACAUCGGGAAAUUCGCAGACCUAGCUAAAGAAAAUCUAAAGGUGCUUAGCAUUACCUCGCUACAAAACUUCCACGAAACUUCGCAUGGUAUACUCAAAGUUUUACAGGCCUCCGAAAGCAAAAUGUUCUUCUCCACCAGGGACAUUAUAAUAAAGUCUGACCGCUGUCUAAAUUUCCUAGGCCUUCAAAUGAGUAUUACCGAAAGAUACACAGAUGAUAGCCGGCUAGUUGCCCUGGCCAAUGUUGAGUGGGUAGAAAACCUUGGAAUAAGCAUUAAACGAGGCAAUUUAGGAAAACUAUUUAACGCCAUAGCAAUGAGAGAUAAUAACCGACUGAAGAAAAUUGUAAUAAGCGACGGGUCUCUCGAUUUUAAUGAGACACUUGAAUUAGCCAAUAUGAAAUCUCUAAAAGAGUUUAAUGGCACAUUGACAGACGCACUGAGCAUCGAACACUUAAAGCAUUUAACUUACCUCGGACUUGGUAAUUCCUUUGGCAACAGUUUUCCAGAGAGUAUUGUUGACAUUUUUAAUUCUGUUAAGGAAGAAUUAACCAUAAGUCUGGGGGGAGAAGAAAUAAGUUUUAACCAGACUACUGGCCGGUUAACACUGUGUAACGCAUUUGCGAAACAUUCUCCCAAAAUGGCCAGAGACAUCACUCCACUAGCAAGCGUUAAGAACUUAAAGUCAGUUCGAAUUUCGGGAGCUAGAAAAGUUAGAUCACUCCAAUCUUUUUUGGCCCAACUAGCCACAAGGCAAAGUCCGUCUCUUCGCGAGGUGAUAAUGGAAACAAGAAAUGAUGAAAUUGAGUCUGGCGUUUUGAAGUUAAGCACUUUGGAGUUCAGGGAAGUGGCAUCCAUCAAGUCUCUAAGGACUCUUAAAUGCGGCUUCUCGGACGCAAUGGACCUUGAAUUACUGGCUGGCUUACCGGAACUAAACUAUUUAGUUGUUGGCUUCGAUCAAGAGGAUGUUUUGAAAGGCCUCCUCAGGAAACUCUCACUGAAUGACAUUUCAGUUCCAGACGAGUUGCCUGCUCAAGGCAUAGUGGGAUUUAAAAUACGAUUGCACCAAAUUUUUCUUAAGGAAAUGAUAAUUUUGAAGGAUAAGGGGAAUCCUUUCCUUGUGGAGCUGUUCAAGAUGUUGGCCUUGGUAAGCGGAUCAAACCUACAGAGUUUGAUACUCAAAGGUGCACCCAUCAGCCAGGAGGAAGCCGAAGAAAUUUCAAAAAUAAAGUCAUUGCAGAGACUUAUUUAUAGAUUUGGAAAAUUAAAAGACAUUAGAGGUCUCUUGCGGUUAAAUGAAUUGACAACUCUCAUUAUUGGAUGCAGAAAUGCUCAUAUGGCAUAUCCUGAAGAGUACGAUGAGGUCGAAACUUUGAUGACUCGAAUUCCAGAACACGUUUCGCGAGAUCUUCUGUCAUCACAUUUUAGGGGUCUCGUGGGCGUGGCUCAGCACUUGGACCGCCAAAGAUUGCUGAUUGAGUUGCCAAAGGAGGUGUGUUCCCUAAAAUUGAUAUUUGAACCAUUGCCUGCAGGUUUGACACACCAGCUCCAGGAACUGAUCAUAACCUACAGGUAUCUAGUCUUCGAAGAGGCCCAAAGGAUUGCUCAAAUCGCAUCAUUGAGAAGGCUUAGGUGUGGACUCCGAGAUGCCAUUAGCUUUACCGUUUUGUCAAACCUCACUCAACUUGAAUGCUUGGAAAUCAAGUCGGAUCCAAUGUUCAUGGAGAUAUCUGAUUACCUGGUGCUAUGUUUCAAGGAAUGUCCGAAGCUCCAGUCCAUCGACUUGCACUUUAAUCCUCGAGUGCAGUUUAUCAGUGCUGAUUUUACGCAGCGCGCAAUCGAAGCACUGAAAUCAGUUCGAGAUCCAAAGCAUCGAAGUCCACUGAGGCUCAGCUGUUUCGUUAGUCAGGUUUUUAUUGAACCGAAAUCUUUCAGCGAUGAGCAGUAUUUAAAUCUAUCCAUUAAGGAAUACCAGGAAGAUAAGGUUCUAUGGAUAUAUUAUAAAGACCAUCAAUCUGUUUAAAAAUGUAUCAAAAUGUUAUAGCUUUUAGGGCUAAGAAAGAUACAUUAUUUGGAUAGAUGUAUUAUAAUACUAUGGUAUUUUCCAAUCGAAGUAAAGAAUAGAUUAGAGAAGUGCAUGUUUGUUCACUUUGGACCCACACAAUA
Molecule: messenger RNA, 3886 nt
Organism: Drosophila elegans
Lineage: Eukaryota; Metazoa; Arthropoda; Insecta; Diptera; Drosophilidae
Exons: 3
Coding region: 66-3743 (1225 amino acids)
Source: RefSeq, a predicted model, not a curated record